AGCUAUUUACCACGGGUGAUAGACAGUUAUCACAGGCAUAAAAUGAAGAUGUCAAGUUUGUGUUUACUAAUUUGGAAUUUAUUAUUCUCUUUUUAUAUAAUUGGUGAAGCCGUUGAAAGAACAGUUGUCUCUAAUAUUGGAACAGUAAUUGGGGAGGUUCGAACUAUCACUAUUGGACCUUCAACAGCUGAUAUAACAGAGUUUCUUGGCAUACCUUAUGCUGAACCACCCACAGGAAAUAGAAGAUAUUCUAAGCCAGUGAAGAAAGAGAAAUUUAACAGUACAUUUUCUGCCUUGCAACUUGGUGCAUCCUGUCCUCAGGCCAGUCCACUUUUCACACCAAAUAAAACUGACGAAGACUGUUUAUUUUUGAACAUUUAUACCCCAGCUACAUCUAACAGCGUGGCCAGAUUUCCUACCAUGGUCUGGAUACAUGGGGGUGGCUUCAUUGUCGGUGAUGGCAAUUCCUUUGGCGGCGAAAAGUUAAGCGCUUACGGUCAGGUGGUCGUGGUAACUGUAAAUUAUCGUCUAGGACCUUUUGGAUUUCUGAACACUGACGAUGGUUCUGUGGACGCCAACAAUGGCUUAUGGGACCAGCAUCUUGCACUUAAAUGGGUUAAGGAUAAUAUCGAAGACUUUGGUGGGGAUUCCACGAAAAUCACUAUCUUCGGACAAUCAGCUGGCGCUACUGCUGUUAUGUUCCAAACCAUAUAUCCCAUGAACGCUGGAUUAUUUCAAAGAGCUAUAGGUGAAAGUGGUGCUGCUAAUAUGCCCGGAGCUUUGGUACCGAAACCGGCUGAAAAGGCAAAACAAUAUGCUGCAAAAUUGCAAUGCCCAGUAACUUCUACGUCAGGAAUGGUCGAAUGUCUGCGAAGCAAAACAAACGUGACUGAACUUGCUAUGAUGUCUGAUUUAAGUUUUGCUCAAGGGGGAACUGAUUGGAGCCCAUCAAUUGAUGGCGACAUUGUAUCAAAAGACCGAACAGACGCCCUAAAUAGCCUAACUGGUGAAAAAAACCUAAUACCUUUUAAUAACAUUGAUCUUAUAAUGGGAACCAACGGCUAUGAAGGAUUUCUUAUUCUAACAUUUCCAUUAUUUGCCAAACAGUAUGCCGUUAUGAAAAAUGAGACAGCAUCCAUCGACGAUAUAAAAGAGGCAACCAGAAAUAUCAUCUCCUUUUUUGUAGAGGCUACGUACGGACAAGACCUGGCCGGGAAGAUCUUAGACACAAUCAUGUUUGAGUAUACGAACUUUGACGAGCCAAACAAUAGAGACCUACAUAUUAAACAAUCGACCGAUUGCUUAACGGACAUAAAUUUCUACAUACCGAUUCUCAAUUCCUUACAAAAUCAUGUCCGCAGUAAAAACCAAACUAAAACAUUUCAGUAUGAGUUUGAUGAACUCUACCCGUUCCAACAUAGAGAUUCUUGGAUAAAAGGAGCGGUGCACGGAGACGACGUCCCCUAUGUAUUUGGUUUUCCAAGAGGACUAGAGGUAUACUAUAAUUUUACCAGUGAACAAGGUGCUACACAAUGGCCUUUCUCGUCGGAAAUCAUGGACUAUUGGACAAAUUUUGCGAAAACGGGAUCUCCUACAAAUGCUGACGACCGAACUUCGACUCUUGUUCAGUGGAAGGAAUUCAGCAACACCCAGAAAGAAUAUUUAUAUAUGACAUCGAAGCUUAUAGAACAACGAGACAAUCUUUUUGCCCGACGUGUGGAAUUUUGGACCAGUUAUUUACCUGCGUAUAUUAAAAGAGUAACUAUCGUAACAAAUGAUACAGCAGCCAAACCAUGUCCCGUUCCCAAAAAUGCAUCCUCCAAAAUAUCGAUUAAUGUUAGCUAUAUUGCUUUCUUGAUCUUAACUUUAAUCUAUUCCGUUUAAACUUCAAUUUGUUUAAUCUAUCAACAGAUAAACCUGACAAUUUCUUAUGAAGGAUGGAAACUAAUAUAAUUUUAGUAAAAGACAUCUAAGUUUUUCCUAAGCACGGCGAAGGACUCUUUAUGCUAAUACCAGUGUUAGAGUAAAUUUAUCUUUGGUUUAUAUAUUAUGUUAAUACCAGCAAUAUGGUAGCGUUUAUAUAUUUUUGGUGCAGUAUAUAUAAGCGUUAAUUUAAUUUUGGAGUAUAUAUUAAACAGAUACCAACAACAUGUUAAUGUUUAUUACGGUACGAACACGUUUUGUUUCGAAAGAGUUUACUAUUUUGUUGUUAACGUUUAUUUAUUUCUCGUUUAUAUAUUAUGGUAAUAGUAGUAACAUGUUAAUGUUUAGUUAGUUUUGGUUUAUAUAUUAUGGCAAUACCAACAACAUGUUAAAUUUUAUUUAGUUUUGGUGUAUAUAUUAUGCGAAUACCAACAACAUGUUAAAGUUUAUUUAGUUUUGGUAUAUAUAUUAUGCGAAUACCAACAACAUAUUAAAGUUUAUUUAGUUUUGGUGUAUAUAUUAUGCGAAUACCAACAACAUGUUAAAGUUUAUUUAGUUUUGGUGUAUAUAUUAUGCGUAUACCAACAGCAUGUUAAAGUUUAUUUAGUGUUGGUGUAUAUAUUUAUGCUCAUAUCACACUUAAAUAUUUAAAUUGAAAUUCGAAUGUUCAAAUAUCAAUUAUUUAUAAAAAUAGCAAAAUUUUAUGUUUAUUAUAUUUCGCUCGCUCGCAAAGCGUACCACUGUAUAGCCUCAUUUAUAGAUCCAUACGCCGUCGCAAUUGACCCCGUCCCGUUUUAGCUAACACGUGACUGAAUACAAAAUUGUAUCAUGAUUUCACAACAACGGUGACCUGAUUGGACAAGAUACUACUACACUUGUGUUUAUAAAUAUACCGACCUCGACAAAUAUGUGUAAGGUACACAAAGGGCGGAUUUAGUGGGGGCGCACUUCGUGCACGCCGCCACCCCCGCCUUAACUGGAUCCA
Messenger RNA from Patella vulgata (common limpet), 2908 nucleotides. Its product is annotated as neuroligin-4, Y-linked. The transcript has 2 exons. The record is from RefSeq and is a predicted model, not a curated record. Gene Ontology annotation, cellular component: cell surface; synapse. NCBI's taxonomy places the organism in Eukaryota, Metazoa, Mollusca, Gastropoda, Patellidae. The coding region runs from base 43 to 1884 and encodes 613 amino acids. Gene Ontology annotation, biological process: modulation of chemical synaptic transmission; presynaptic membrane assembly; neuron cell-cell adhesion. Gene Ontology annotation, molecular function: neurexin family protein binding; signaling receptor activity; hydrolase activity.